Mesorhabditis spiculigera is the source of this 1254-nucleotide messenger RNA. The record is from the annotation of a GenBank genome assembly. NCBI's taxonomy places the organism in Eukaryota, Metazoa, Nematoda, Chromadorea, Rhabditida, Rhabditidae.
AUGCCGAGACCACGCUUGAGAUUGGGUGAGCACGGCAACAUCGAAGCCCGCCAACUCCCAACGGGACAAUGGGUCGCGUCCUGCUGGAUCCGCGACCCAGACGGCAAACGACGCCGAGUCCGCAAAUACACCCCCAAAGGCGAACGAUCAUCGAAGACAGCCGCCAAAACGCUGCUCUCCGACUACCUCGCCGUCCGACAAAUCUAUGGCGAAUCCGACCACAUCAACGGCAAAUCCACCGUCUCCGACCUCUGGGACGAAUACCGGGCGCAACUCGUCGAGAAAGACCGCGCCUCCAACACCCUCCGCGACUACGACCGACAAAUCGUGUCAAUCCUCGAACGCUUCGGACAAGUCCCCAUCCCAGAAGUCACUACGCAAGCCGUCGACCUGUUCAUCCGAGACGUAGCAGCGAACCGCGGCGUACCCACCGCCAAAAAGGUGCGAACGAUCAUCUCGGGGAUGUUCAAGAUUGCGGUGCAGUUCCAAGCAGCCGAAGUGAACCCCAUCCGGGAAAUCUCGGACAUCUCAGGGAAACGGAAGAAGCGGGCCAAGUCCCUCGACGCCCAGUCCCUAGCCGCACUGCUGCACGACCUUCGCACAUCGACACUGCCAUGCCCCGUGAUCCUGGCGCCGUACCAAAUCGCACGCGGGCAGAAGACCACCGACAAAGAUGUCCCCACCGUCGCCGACUACUGCCGCAAGAACGGGAUGGUCGACAUCAUCACCAUGUUCGCCGCCACCGGCUGUCGCAUCGGCGAACUCCUCGCGAUCCGCUGGCAAGACAUCAACCUCGACACCAAGACAGUCGCAGUGACAGGCCAGAUCGUUCGGAUCCGCGGCAAAGGACUGGUGCGACAGGACCUGACGAAGUCGGAGGCCGGCGACGACCGAGACCUUCCGCUGCCAGAGUUCGCGAUGACCAUGCUUCGCGGACGCAGUCAGGAUUCGGUGUACGUGUUCGAGUCCUUGGCGGGAACGAUUCUGGAUCCGGAGACGGUCGGCCGGCGGUGGCGUCAGAUCCGGGCAGCACUCGACUUGGAGUGGGUUACCUCGCACACCUUCCGCAAGAGUGUCGCGACGAUCUUGGACGAGGAAGGGUUGACCGCGAGGCAGGCUGCGGACCAGCUCGGGCACGCUCAGGUCAGCAUGACUCAGGACGUGUACUUCGGUCGGGGGAAGGUGCAUACUGCUGCUGCGGACGCGCUGGAUGCUGCGGUUUCUGGGAAGAAGUCGGGGCGCGAAAGUGGAACG